AUGGAGCGGUCAAAGACGCCACCACCGACUUCGCGGCCACCCGCCAAGUCGCCACUCACGCCCGACCAGCGGAGGCGCAUAGAAGAAAACCGGUUAAAAGCCAAAGCGAUUCGCGAUCAACGAGAAGCCGAGCAGCGCGCAGCAGGCACCGCGCCCACCCUUCCCAAGACGGCCGCCGGCUUCGUCCCAACCGAUGACGUCUACGUCUCCAAGCCGGCCAACGGCAAGCGUCCUCUGGCCGCCGCCGCCGCCGACACGGGCACGAAUCGGGACGGGCGCGAUCGCGGCGACGCGGCGGAGGCGCUGCGGCCGGUCAAGAAGUUUGCCAAGUUUGUCGACUACGACAUGAGCGCCAUGACGGACACCAAGGGCGGCUUCCUCUCGACCGAGGACGACCCGCACAACCGCGCGCUGGGCGGCGCAUCCAAGCCCGGCGGCGGCGAUGACCAGCAGCCGCAGCGGCCCAAGGACAUGACGAUGCGGGAGUGGGAGAAGCUGCAGCUGCUACGGACGCUGCGCCGGCAAAAGGCGGGCCCGUUUGAGCCGGGCAUCAGCGUGCUGGACGACGAGAAGACGCGGAAAAAGUGCCGCGAGUGUGGCAGCCUCGAGGUGGACUGGGUCUGGGAGGAGGUCUUUCAUCUCUGCGUGUGCAACAAGUGCAAGAACAAUCUGCCAGACAAGUACUCGCUGCUGACCAAGACGGAGUGCAAGGAGGAUUAUCUGCUCACAGAUCCCGAGCUACGCGACCCGGACCUGCUGCCGCAUCUCUCCAAACCCAACCCGCACAAGUCGCACUGGCACGACAUGAUGCUGUUCCUGCGGUGCCAGGUGGAGGAGUACGCGGUGCAGACGAAAUGGGGCUCGGCCGACGCGCUCGACGCCGAGUACGCGCGCCGCGAGGCCCAGAAAAAGGCCCGCAAGGAGCGCCAGUUCAAGGAGAAGCUGACGGACCUCAAGCGCAAGACGCGGACGGACGCGUUUCGCCGCCAAGCCGGCCACCUCGGCACCACCGGCGCCAGCAAGUUUGGCGAUGCGGUGGGCGGUCACGGAAAGCACGUGCACGAAUGGGGCCGGACGGUGGAAAACGAGGACGGCAUGACGGUCAAGACGUGCGCGACGUGCGGGAUGGAGGUGGAGGAGCUGGAGCUGUGA
Molecule: messenger RNA, 1152 nt
Organism: Cordyceps militaris CM01
Lineage: Eukaryota; Fungi; Ascomycota; Sordariomycetes; Hypocreales; Cordycipitaceae
Product: DNA repair protein Rad14, putative
Exons: 3
Coding region: 1-1152 (383 amino acids)
Biological process (GO): nucleotide-excision repair, DNA damage recognition; UV-damage excision repair; base-excision repair
Cellular component (GO): nucleotide-excision repair factor 1 complex
Molecular function (GO): damaged DNA binding
Source: RefSeq, a predicted model, not a curated record